This is a messenger RNA of Triticum urartu, 799 nucleotides long. RefSeq lists its product as uncharacterized. The record is from RefSeq and is a predicted model, not a curated record. Lineage: Eukaryota; Viridiplantae; Streptophyta; Magnoliopsida; Poales; Poaceae.
CAUGCGACACCUCCCGUUUCAUUGCAUCCGGCCACAAUUUCCCAACCGAAACCGCUUCACUUUCUCCUCUCCCUCUGCUGUUUAAUUGAUCCUCCAUUCCUCCUACCUGCCUCGGCGCCAACAGACCAUCGCAGGGGGGAACGGAAUCCCAUCUCCCCCUGCCGCUGCUUUUUGUUGCCAUGGACGGCGGCUACCGCUCCAAGUCGUACGCCAGCGGCCGCAUGCAGAUCGAGGCCUAUACAGGCGGCGCGCGGCCGGACUUCCGGUCCUUGUCCUACGGCGGCGGCGGGGCGUCGUACCAGUACCAGUACGAGUACGGCGCCGGAGCAGGGCAGGUGACGACGGUGGUGGAGGAGGAGGUGAAGAGGAGCAAGUCUAAGCGGCGGUGGCUGGCGCUGGGUGACCCGGACAUGGAGCGGAAGCGGCGGGUGGCGGCGUACAAGGCCUACGCCAUGGAGGGCAAGGUGAAGGGAUCCUUCCGCAAGAGCUUCAGAUGGAUCAAGGACCGCUACCUGCACCUCGUCUACGGCGUGUCGUAGCUACUAGCAGUAGCGCAGGCAAGGAACAGCACAGAGCAGAUCGAUCGAGCUGCAAGAAACAAAUUUCUCCUCUGUUGUUUAUACUCUACUUGUUUGUGAUGCUUGAUCAAGGUCAGUAAAGAUAGGUAAACAUAUUCCUCUGCUUUCUUCUUCUUCUUCUUCAUGAUGUCAAUGACUGUCGUGUAAGUUGUAUGUAUCUGAAAGAAGUUUUGCAGUUCAAUUCUUCAACGAAUCAAUCGACAAAGUGGGUGGUUUGCAUA